UCGAGAAAACGAAAAACAGAGAGAAUAUUGCUAACGCUGAUGAAGAUGAUGACGAUAACGAACGAUGCUUUCUGGAUUCUCUUGAUCUUGUUCAUCUCAAUGGCUUCUUCCUCCACGAUUCCAUCGCUACAAGGUUCAGGAAUCGGAACCAACUACGGACGAUACAGCUCCAAUCUUGGUGGUAAUCUCUUUCACAUUCUGUUCCCACUUUCUCGCUUGAUUCUUGAUCGUUUUCUUCUUCUUCUUCACUUUCCAGCUCCAGAGAUCGGAAUCAACUACGGCCGUUACGGCACCAACCUCCCUCCACCAGAAGCCUUACCAUCCCUCAUCACCUCUCUCUCCAUCAAACACGUCAAAACCUUCGACAUGGACCCAAGAAUCACAACCUCCUUCGCCAACACAGGCAUCUCCCUCUCCCUCUGCAUCCCCAACGACAAGAUCCCGACCCUCUCCACCAACCUCUCCGAAGCCGACUCCAUCAUCCGAACCUUCAUCCUACCAUACCACAAGACCACGAUCAUCACCUCGAUCUCCGUCGGCAACGAAGUCUCCCUCCUCCCUCAGUUCUCCCCGCACUUACUCUCCGCUAUCGUCAACGUCCACCGAGCCAUCAAACGGUACCGACUCCACAAGAAGAUCAAAGUGACCACCACUCACUCCCUCGCGAUCCUCUCGCGGCGUUUCCCUCCCUCGACGGCCAGGUUCCACGGAUCGUUCGGCGAAUCGGUGCUGAAACCGCUCGUUAGGUUUCUGCUGAGGACCAAGUCUCCUCUCAUGGUGAACGUCUACCCUUACUUGGCGUACAAGCAAUCUUUCCCGUCGAUUCCGUUAGAUUUCGCUCUGUUUCAGCCGGCGAACGGAUCUAAGCGGCGGAUGUACAGAGAUCCGUACAGUGGAGUCGCGUACACUAACUUGUUCGAUGUAAUGAUGGACUCGGUGGACUCCGCCGUGAAGGCUCUGGGGUUGCCGAAGGUUCCGGUGGUUGUGUCGGAGAUCGGGUGGCCGUCGAGUGGAGAUCCCGACGAAGCGGCGGCGAGUUUGGAGAACGCUAGGGUUUUUAAUCAGCGGUUGGUUGAGCAUUUGAGGAGAAGGGAGAAGAAGGUUACUGUGUAUAUAUUUGCUCUGUUUGAUGAAGAUAUGAAGACUGGUGCCACCGUGGAGAAGCACUGGGGGUUGCUGUAUGGUAACGGAUCGAGGAAGUAUGAUCUGAAUAUCUCGCCGCCGGUUUGAAGUUUGAGCGUCGCCUCGCGAAGGAGGAGAAGAUUCUUUUGUAAAUGGGCCUCUCGGUUUUGAUGGGCCAUAUUAGUCAACUAGGCCUUUUGUAUAAAUUGGAAAAAGUAGACAAACUGAUAAGUAGAUGGACUCGUUUGUUUUUCUCUUUGUACGAUACGUCACGUGCAAAUAUAACAUAGAUUCGAUUGGACCUGGAGUCAUGUUCUUAUAUCUAAGACGACAUUU
Raphanus sativus (radish) is the source of this 1458-nucleotide messenger RNA. Its product is annotated as glucan endo-1,3-beta-glucosidase 12. Gene Ontology annotation, molecular function: hydrolase activity, hydrolyzing O-glycosyl compounds. Lineage: Eukaryota; Viridiplantae; Streptophyta; Magnoliopsida; Brassicales; Brassicaceae. Gene Ontology annotation, biological process: carbohydrate metabolic process. Gene Ontology annotation, cellular component: plasma membrane. The record is from RefSeq and is a predicted model, not a curated record. The transcript is spliced from 2 exons. Bases 40 to 1230 code for a protein of 396 amino acids.